GCCGCGACUUGUCACAACCCACUUUGGUAGCACGACAGGGCCCGCAGGCAUGGGCGGAGGAAGUAUCAGACAUAGCGAUCAAGUAUCGGAGCCGGAGAUAACAGCGACAGGUGUCGGAGGGGGCGUGGCGUUUUUAACAACAGAGAGCGUUGACUCAGCAUCGGGGUGGAUCCGUCGGAGGCCAGCCCUAACCCCGACGGUUGUUGUAUAAAAGUAUAACUUCUGAUCGGCUGUCAAGGCACUGUUUGUCUUUGGAAACUAUUGAACAAUGCCUCGCUCGGAAAAGCCUCGUUCCUUAGUUAUCGCGCCAGUCGACAAUGACUUCCCGGAAGGGGGCUAUGGCUGGAUAUGCGUGCUGUGCAUCUUCCUCAUCAAUGCCCAUACCUGGGGAAUCAAUAGUGCCUACGGAGUCAUUCUAGCCUUCUACCUCUCCUCUGACCAAUUCCCAGGCACCCCAGCCAUCGUCUACGCCCUCGUCAGCGGCCUCAGCAUCUCCUGUGCCCUCCUGAUAGCCCCGCUCAUCACUUUCCUCUCCCCAUGGAUCCCCACCCGCUGCUUCAUCGCCCUCGGUGUCAUCCUCUCAACCGCAUCCAUGGUCAGCGCCUCCUUCGUCACAGCCAGCUGGCAGCUCUUCCUCAGCCAGGGAAUCUGCUUCGGCUUCGGCAUGUCCUGCCUCUUCAUCACCACCGUCGUCAUCCCAAACCAAUGGUUCAGCAAACGUCGGGGUAUCGCCAACGGCAUUGUCGCGGCUGGUUCAGGGACUGGGGGGCUCAUCUACUCCCUCGCAACAAACCGCAUGAUCCAGACCCUGGGAUUCCGUUGGGCGUUCCGUGUCCUGGGGAUCGUCUCGUUCGUUGUGAAUCUUGUCUGUGGGAUGCUCGUACGUGAGCGGAAGGUCUCAGGUAGGAAACGGAUGCAGAUCCGUCUGUCGCUCCUGAAGGAACAUAGGUAUCUCCUCUUCGUUACUUGGGGAAUCUUAAGUGUCCUUGGGUAUAUAUCGCUCCUGUUCAGUCUGGCCAGCUACGCCCGGACCAUCGGACUCUCCUCCAAUACAGGCAGUCUCGCCAGUGCACUACUGAAUCUCGGACAAGCACUGGGCCGGCCUCUGGUCGGUGCAUUGAGUGACCGAUUCGGCCGGAUCCGUGUCCCUGCGGUAGCGACUGCGCUGUGCGGCGUGCUUUGCAUAGUAUUCUGGCCAUUCGCCAGGGAAAGGGGGUCCCUGUUUGCGUUCUCGAUUCUCGCGGGUAUUGGGGCCGGGACGAUCUGGGCUGCUGCCCCGGCCAUAGCGACUGAGCUUGUGGCGCUACAGGAGGUUGGUGGUGCCUUGGCGAUUUUCUGGCUAGUUUGUGUACCGCCGGGGACGGUGGCCGAGGUUAUUGCGCUGCAGCUGAGGAAUCCGGGAAGUAUCCAGGGACCGUAUUUUCCCGUUCAGAUGUUUACAGGCGCGGUUUACCUGGUGGCUGGGGGAGCGCUGGCGGUUCUUGCUUUGCGGGGUCGAUAAGCAGUACGGUAGUAUGUAUAAUGUAGCAGCUACCGGCGAGACAGUGAUCAGUCCAGACCUGCAUCAUCC
Molecule: messenger RNA, 1570 nt
Organism: Aspergillus versicolor CBS 583.65
Lineage: Eukaryota; Fungi; Ascomycota; Eurotiomycetes; Eurotiales; Aspergillaceae
Exons: 2
Coding region: 269-1501 (410 amino acids)
Biological process (GO): transmembrane transport
Molecular function (GO): transmembrane transporter activity
Source: RefSeq, a predicted model, not a curated record